AUGACUUUCGUUGCCGGAUUAUGGCGCUGCGCUCUUACUUUUGCGUCGCAGGCGCUUCUCAUCGUCAACUUCCUUGUCGGGAUGUUCCACAACAUCUUCAAGUAUUACUGCCACUACACUUAUGACUUUCCUUGGACCAACAAACUGCUCUUGAACGACGCUGUUAUUGAUGCACUCUUCGCAGCUUUCGCCGUCCGCGAGAGAAACUAUCUGACUCCUUUUUGCCUUGACCGAAACAAGUGCACCGACGCUCGUGGCCCGGCCAGCCGCGAUGCACUGCAACGGCUGCCAGUCGGACCCAAGCAGCCUGGCGUCACGAAGCAGUCCACGUCACCUCCCGCUGCUCCCAACGACAUUUCCAAGCUCGAUGCAGUUUUUGCUGUCAUUGACACAAAUGCCAACCAUUUUGGUAUCUUCCGGGGCCCUCCCGGGCCUGACGCACAAAAAUGCGAGCCAAUCGCUGCCGACCGAAAGACAAUCGCUGCAGGUCGACAGUGCUGCUACCCCAAACCCACGCCCUCGAAAUAUACUACCAACCAGAUUUUGAAGGAGCUGCACGACAAGCUCAACGGGCUGCCGCCAUCCAGAAGCGUGCCGGACGAGUCACUCACGUUCGAGUACCUUCUUCCCUUCAAGGGAGGAUUAGUUCUUAUCGGUAGUUCAAAAUCUGGCACUUCGUUUUGGGUUCAUGCCCCUACCACGCCCGGUCCCAGUGGUACCUCGGGUGGUGGUCGUGGUAAGGGCAGUCGCGGCGGCCGUGGUGGACGAGGCACUAAUGCGGGUGUUCGAGGAAGUCGAGGAGGUCGCGGUGGUCGCAAUCGUGGCGGGCUCAACGGCAGACUCAAUGGCACCGGCGGCGCAGGCGGAGACAACGGAGACAACGACGGCACUGGCAAUCACAACGACGACAACGACGACGUGGACGAAGGCCCGAUUAUUCACUACGGCUGCCCCUUCUUCAAAUUUGAUCCCGUCAGGCAUCUCCGGUGUUGGCGCAAAUACGAACUGCGCCGAUACUCCGAUGUCAAGCAGCACAUCAUACGCCGCCAUACCCUUCAGACUCUCUACUGCACAAACUGUUGGAGCACCUGGAAGAGUGCACAUUCAGCAAAAUGGGAAGAACACAUGCGAACAGCCUGUCAGCAAGUGCCUCAGCCAGAGCUUUUACUGCCCCGAGAAGCCGAAGCGCUGAAUGAACUUGCAUUUGGAAACGUCGACGAGGCGGAGAAAUGGUACAUGAUGUGGGAUCUUCUCUUUGUCAAUCAUCCCCGCCCCAUUUCACCCUAUACGGACUGCACCAUGGGGGAAUUUCUUAGGGAGAUCAAUAUCCGUGGCAAUGAGGUCCUGCAGCAACUGCUUACCUGGCAAGCACAUGCUGCCGCGAACGAUGCCCGGGCAGUGCAGGCACUUUUCCAAGGAAUUCAUGAUAUCUAUAGAGGUCCAUUUACUCCUCCGCAAGCGCAGAGGUAUAGGCGACAACAUGCUAUUGGUCAGCAGCAGCAGCAGCAGCAGCAGCAGCAGCAAUAUGCUAUUAAUCAGCAGCAACAACAGCAACAGCAGCAGCAGCAGCAAGGUCAACAGCCGCAACCUCUAUAUCUGCAGAAUCAGUACCCCCAAUACCCUCAAUACCCGCAGCACCCGCAACCCCAUACACCCCAACCGCCCCAGCUCCAGCCCCAGCCCCAGCCCCAGCCCCAGCCCCAGCAGGAGGACUAUGGUGAUUCAGAUCUCCCUACCUUUGAGCAGCAUCCUCAUGCAGCUGAAGAUAUGGACGAGGAUGAUAUGGAAAUGUUCCUCAACACAGCCGCCUUUGACUACAUAGCGCCCGAGAGCUUUCCAGGCCAGCCCCAACCACCCCCCGCGCCACCAGCGCCCCACGGAUUCUGA
Messenger RNA from Akanthomyces muscarius, 1887 nucleotides. RefSeq lists its product as uncharacterized. Gene Ontology annotation, molecular function: transcription coregulator activity. Gene Ontology annotation, biological process: regulation of transcription by RNA polymerase II. The transcript has a single exon. The record is from RefSeq and is a predicted model, not a curated record. Lineage: Eukaryota; Fungi; Ascomycota; Sordariomycetes; Hypocreales; Cordycipitaceae. The coding region runs from base 1 to 1887 and encodes 628 amino acids. Gene Ontology annotation, cellular component: SAGA complex.